UUUAUUUACAAUUUUUGAAAUACUUUUCCUCGAAUCUAUUUGAAAUUAUAUAAAAAAGAUAACGUCUUGUGAAAGAAAGUAAUUGUCACUUUGGUUUGUUCAUUCAUUUCGACAGGAAAUCGCAUUUAAUUCGAAGGCACUUGCAAAACAAGUAACAUUUUGCGGGAGGUAAUUGUCACACAGAAUACAUUUUGUUUGGAACAGAACGAAUACCUCUGUGAGAUAACAUUUAAGCAUUUUUAAUCAUGUCGACAAGAGUUUUAGUGACUGGUGGCACUGGUUUGGUCGGAAGUGCAAUCAGACAUGUUAUCCAAACAACCGAAAAACGCAACGACGAAGAAUGGAUUUUUGUUGGCUCUAAAGAUGGUGACCUUACAGAUUUACAAUCGACCCGAGAGCUCUUUGAAAAGUAUAAACCAAACAAAGUUAUCCAUUUGGCAGCUAUGGUUGGUGGCUUAUUUUACAACAUGAACAACAAUUUAGAUUUUUUGAGAAAAAAUAUGCUGAUUAAUGAUAAUGUAUUACUGGUGUGCCAUGAGAUCAACGUGAAUAAAGUCGUUUCGUGUUUAUCUACAUGCAUUUUCCCCGAUAAAACCACAUAUCCGAUUGAUGAAACAAUGGUUCACAACGGCUUGCCUCACGAUUCCAAUUUCGGUUAUAGUUAUGCAAAACGUUUAAUUGAUGUACUGAAUAGAGGUUAUUUUGAGCAACAUAAUCGUUUAUACACAUCGAUCGUACCGUGUAACAUUUACGGUCCGAAUGAUAAUUUUAAUCCAACUGCAAGUCACGUAAUACCUGGAAUGAUUCAUCGUUUGUACAAUAUAAUUAACGAUAACACCGUUGAUACGCCGCAAGAAGAGCGCGUAUUCACGGUUUGGGGCAGUGGAAAACCACUGCGUCAAUUCAUCUAUUCACUGGAUCUAGCCAAACUUGCCGUUUGGACAUUACGGGAAUAUGACAGUGUAUCGCCAAUUAUUUUAUCAGUCGACGAAGCGGAUGAAGUAACGAUUGAAUUUGUGGCUAGAUCAAUAGCCAAAGCAUUCGAUUUUAAAGGUCGCAUCGAGUUUGAUACAACCAAAGCAGAUGGACAGCAUAAGAAAACCGCAUCGAAUACUAAACUUCGCUCAUACCGGCCAGAUUUUCAGUUCACUAAAUUCGAAGAGGCCAUAAAGUACACAGUUGAUUGGUAUCUUCAAAAUCAAGAUAAAGUCCGAAAAUAAUGACAGAAAAAAAUCAAAAAUAAACUUCAAAGAUCGAAAUAAUAGUGAAUAAAACAUUUCGAUUUUAAUGAAAAAUAAAUAAAUGAAUUUGUUAUGCAAAAAUGAAUGGUUUAUAAAACUCAGACAAAACACAUAAAUUCGUAAAUUUGUUUUAUAAGCUUUAGAAGUUUUUAUUCUUUGUAUACAAAUCUUUAUUGUAAUCUUGUUUGAAUAAAGUAAAUAUGAAAAAUAUCUCAUUAUGAUUGAAAAAAG
Molecule: messenger RNA, 1472 nt
Organism: Contarinia nasturtii (swede midge)
Lineage: Eukaryota; Metazoa; Arthropoda; Insecta; Diptera; Cecidomyiidae
Gene: Gmer
Product: probable GDP-L-fucose synthase
Exons: 7
Coding region: 246-1220 (324 amino acids)
Biological process (GO): nucleotide-sugar biosynthetic process
Molecular function (GO): GDP-L-fucose synthase activity
Source: RefSeq, a predicted model, not a curated record